Molecule: messenger RNA, 1167 nt
Organism: Aspergillus melleus
Lineage: Eukaryota; Fungi; Ascomycota; Eurotiomycetes; Eurotiales; Aspergillaceae
Gene: DUG3
Product: glutamine amidotransferase subunit DUG3
Exons: 4
Coding region: 1-1167 (388 amino acids)
Source: RefSeq, a predicted model, not a curated record
AUGUGCCGCUUUCUGGUAUACAAAGGCAGCCAUGAGAUUCGUUUGAGCAAACUGGUUACAGAACCAAGUCAUUCGAUCCUGACUCAAUCGUAUGAUUCUCGCUUACGAUUAGACAACCGCCGUCCCGUCAACGGCGAUGGCUUCGGAGUCGGAUUCUACACCGACCCCAAGCUCGGCCCCGAGCCGUGCAUCUUCACAUCGACGCUCCCGGCCUGGAACUGCGAGAACCUGGAACGGCUCGCGUCGAAGACAUGCUCAAAUCUGAUCUUCGCGCACGUGCGCGCCACGACGGAGGGCGCGCUCUCCGACAACAAUUGCCACCCCUUCCAGCACCAGACGCUGAUGUGGAUGCACAACGGCGGCAUCGGCGGCUGGCAUUACAUCAAGCGCACGCUGGCCGACUCGCUCGCGGACCGCUGGUACCUGGGCGUCAAGGGCGGCACGGACAGCGAGUGGGCCUUUGCGCUGUUCCUCGACCUCCUGGAGAAGGAGGGCGUUGAUCCUAGCUCUGACCCGGGCCCGGAGGGCUUCGGGCAGGCCUUGCUGCGGAAAGUCAUGGUCAAGACCAUCGCUAAGAUCAACGAGUUUAUUCGCGACAUCCCUAAGCGGCAUAAUGUGUCUGGGGUGGAGACGCGCAGUCUGCUGAACUUUGCGGUUACGGAUGGCCAUACGGUCGUGUGUACGCGGUACAUUAGCAGCAAGACGGAUGAGCCGGCGAGCUUGUACUUCUCGUCCGGGACGAAGUGGAAGGAGGGGAAGGAUAAGGGGCACUUCAAGAUGGAGAGACACGAUAAAGGCGCGGAUAUUGUCCUAGUGGCGAGUGAGCCGAUCACUUUUGAGAGACAUAAUUGGGUCUCUGUCCCGGCGAACUCGAUCGUCACGAUCCACAAGCAAACAGUGCUUCUGCAUCCCAUCUUGGACGAGUUCUACAGCGAGGAUUUGAACCACGACCGCUCCUCCUGCUACGCCGUGUCCAAGGGUCUCGUAAGCACCGCCCCGGGAACGACGGUGCAGCCGCAGAACGUCGACGGGUCUGGCAGAGCAUCAGAGCCCGACCUGUCGGAACCGGGUGUUGUGAGCGCCAAAAAGUCGGGCGUUGAUGACCUCAGUGUCCGGAUGGCGCAACAUCGACUAGAAUGCGCGAAUCAAUGCGCCUUAUCGCAUUGA